AUGGCUCAUGCGAACUCUGACAAACUAAAUAAGGAGACAAUGAACGAAAUAGAACAUGGUCCGCCAGAGUAUGUAAAAUUAGUGUCAGCAGAUGGAUUCACAUUUAUCGUCGAAAAGAAUGCAGCAGUCAUAUCGCAGACUCUCAAAAACAUGUUAUCAAAUCCCGCCCAAUUGAUCGAGUCUGAACAGAAUGAGAUUUAUUUCAGGGGCAUAACAGCAAGAAUCCUUGAACACGUCUGUCGAUACAUGUAUUAUAAUGCUCGAUAUAAGGAUGCUUCUACGGAAAUUCCAGAAUUUGUUUUGGAACCUGAACUUGCUUAUGAAGUAUUCAUGGCUGCCGAUUUUCUCAAAGUUUAA
Messenger RNA from Paraglomus brasilianum, 357 nucleotides. The record is from the annotation of a GenBank genome assembly. NCBI's taxonomy places the organism in Eukaryota, Fungi, Glomeromycota, Glomeromycetes, Paraglomerales, Paraglomeraceae.